Messenger RNA from Octopus sinensis (East Asian common octopus), 1679 nucleotides. RefSeq names its product SWR1 complex bromodomain subunit bdf1-like. Gene Ontology annotation, molecular function: protein binding. NCBI's taxonomy places the organism in Eukaryota, Metazoa, Mollusca, Cephalopoda, Octopoda, Octopodidae. Bases 307 to 1299 code for a protein of 330 amino acids. The record is from RefSeq and is a predicted model, not a curated record. Gene Ontology annotation, cellular component: nucleoplasm. Gene Ontology annotation, biological process: regulation of DNA-templated transcription. The transcript is spliced from 7 exons.
UCAUCAUCAUCAACAACAACAACAACAACUGCAACAUCAACAAAAUCAUCAUCACAGUCAUCAACAUUAUCAUCCUCAUUGCCAUCGUCGUCUUCGUCCUCAUCCACACCAUCGUCAACAUCUUCAUCAACCUCACUAGUAAGAGUGUCUGUGCCAAUCUCUUGCAUAACUAGCUCCACACAAGAAAACAGAGGAAGUGUGCUCAACAAAUCCACUAAUUUUGAGAAGCAGCGGCUGGUUGAAAUCAAUGGUCCCAGACCUUUUAGCAAAACCGGCAGCAUUAAGUGCGAUUUAAACCCAUCUGUGAUGCUAACUUUGCCCGGAAAAAGCAGCACUGCAAAAGACCGUGUCCCUGUCCAAAACAAAGUGGUCUCCGAACUGUGUCCAAUCGAACCUCUCACAGAUGGCAAGAGCACUGUGGUAAACAGUGUUUGCAGCAAUUCUGAGGGUACUGUUGCCGAACGAGGGGACAAGCUUUUGUCAAAGGUGACACCGAGGGCGACUAAGGACGAGAAAACACUCGGAAAGUCAAUUCUCAUCAGUGUUAAGACUUCGGCUGAGGUGGUUGUCGUGUCCGAACCGUUAACAGUACUUUCUACGACGUCAGACAGAAAGGGUUCAAACAGCAGCCAUGUGAGCAGCGAAGAUCUCCUCCAAGGGCAAGGCAAAAGCGUAGAGGUCCUUUGUAAAGAAAACCUUGAAGAAAUGGUCCCUGCUGGAAGUCCUUCAGGGACCGAAGUGAGUAGCAGUUCAGACAGCCAAGGUGAUGGUCUAUUCAGCACUGAUACAAACCCAAUCCGAGUGAGUCAGAGGAAGAGAAAGCCUCCCGCCACCCUUGAUGAUAACCCUUCCCCGCCUUCCUUGGGAGGCUGGGUUCGCAUUGCUUUGGGACUUUUAGAGAGAGUAUCUCGCUUCCGAGGAGUCAAUCGAGAAAAAGGGGAACUGAAUGCUGCAUCAUGGUUCACUCGACCAGUGGAUCCACUUGAGGCCCCUGACUACUACACCAUUGUGAAGAAUCCUAUGGAUUUCAGCACGAUACGGAAACGAUUGGAGUCUGGAUAUUAUACUACAAUGGAAGAUUUCCAUAGUGAUAUGUCAUUGGUACGUGAUAACUGUGGGUUGUACAAUCCACUCGGCAGCUCUGUCCAGAGAGACUGCCAAGAAGUAUUUGCAUUUUAUACUCAAGAGUAUGAGAAAAUAGUUGGCAAAUUGAACAAGAGCCGUGUCCCUUCAGCUACAUCUUCUCAUCCAUCUGCUGGCAAGAAGUUAAAAAUCGACAAAGUCCCUGCCAAAUCAUGACAAGCCCCUUCUUCUUGAUGAGGCGAAUCCAGAUGAAAACUUUUUUCCUUUUGAAAAUGACACGGCCGAGGAUGGGGUGGGGGGGCAGGGCAGCAGGCCAGCCGGCUGGCAGACAAACGGACAGGAAGGACGAACAGACAGAAACUGAUAGACGGUAGCACUAGUGGUGGCUGAUGAAAAAAAAAAAACAAAAGGAGAGCGAAAAAAAAUGAAAUAUGAACAAAGCCUCACCUUGUGGUUACCUUACUUUACCUUUACCUAUCUGCGCAAGAACCUGCUUGUGGAUGGGAUGUUUACAUCGCUCGCAUACAUGAAAGUAGGAAGAGAUGAAGAGAGGAAAGGAGGCAGAAGAUGUACAGCAUGUCGUUGACAGUAAAGAA